Molecule: messenger RNA, 11136 nt
Organism: Biomphalaria glabrata
Lineage: Eukaryota; Metazoa; Mollusca; Gastropoda; Planorbidae
Product: protocadherin Fat 4-like
Exons: 56
Coding region: 509-9580 (3023 amino acids)
Biological process (GO): homophilic cell-cell adhesion
Cellular component (GO): plasma membrane
Molecular function (GO): calcium ion binding
Source: RefSeq, a predicted model, not a curated record
GCUUCCGCUAAGCCAGAAGACGUCUGGUGACACCAUGACACUCUUCUGUCAGUGGCUAACAUUGCACGCAAUUGUUCCACCAUUCGAAAGUCUGGCCUAGAUUUCAUUUAUUAUUAAUUCCGCGUGUUCCCAACAGGACUUCCCGUUCGGCUAUCAUACUUUCAGAAUGUUCGGUCCCAAAAGCGUGUAAAAAUGUGACUUCAGAUUGACUUGAAGUAUCAUCCUGUUAUCUCUGAUACAGACAAUGUGACGCUGAGACUUUAAAAAAAAAACAUAAUCACAUAAGCUAAUGCGAGGGAUGUUAACUCGUGUUUGGUAGCUUGGGGUAGAUUACGAGGGUGUGUGAUUGACCGUCCAAGCAUUAUCUAUUUAAUAUUCCUUUGUGCCGAUUCUUCGAGGAUAAUAUUUCAGUUCCUCUUGUGCUGGGAUAGUAUUCCAUUUUGCGGAGUAUUUAGUACAUUAAAUAUCAGUUGCUGACUAGCCACUUGAUCAUCGACUACAGGUGAUCAUGGUCAAGAAGCGAUGUUGUAAAUGGUCGAAAUUGACCACUGCUUUAUUAUAUUCAUCAGCAUUGCUACAUCUCUGUUUCGCAGACUGUUCUGUUAAUACACCCAUCAUAAUGCCAGAAAAUGAGCCCAUUGGAACUGUUGUGGCAUGGAUUCCCACAAGUUCCUUAAAAAUAGAGAGAUGUCGAGACGAUCCAAAGUACGACCACCAACUCAAAGCAAUGAAAGUUGCUGAACAAAACUGGACUAUCGUCAUCAACCAAAUAUUUGACGCUGAAACGAUGCCAGAUGCCCUGACGUUUGAUGCAACAUGUCAAAGCAGUGAUGGAUCAUCAUUGCCGCUUUCCCUUCCGGUAAUCAUUUCAGAUGUGGAUGAAUAUGCUCCAACAUUUACAUCAGCAAUGUUUUCUGUUCAAGUACCUGAGAAUACUACAGUUGGAUCAAAACUCUUUACUUUUGCCAUAGAUGGCCCAGCAACUGACAAAGAUCGAAUCAGUCAGUUAACACAGUAUGUUUUGAUCAGUGAUGCCAAUGGUAGAUUUGCCAUCAAUGAUCAGUAUCAAGGGAUUGUGGAGCUAAAGCAGCCUCUAGACUAUGAAAGUGGAAAUACUGAAUUCCGUCUUAAUGUAACAGUGCAGGAAGUCAAUAAUGUGUCCAUGGCUGACUUUACAACGCUGGUCAUCAAAGUCACAGAUGUGGAUGAUCUGAAUCCUGUAUUUAAUCAGCAGGCUUACACUUUACAGCUUCAGGAAGGGACAUUCACAGGCUUGGAAUCUUUCUCGCCAAGUCCUGCCAUAACAGCUUAUGAUGGGGAUAGGGCUAUUAACCAGACUAUCGUAUUCGCCUUGGAUACAAGCACUAAAGCUUUGUAUGGCAAUUUGUUUGAUAUCGCUCGGAAUGGAAGUCUUAGAGUCAAUGGGGCACUUAAACCUGGACAGUACAAUAUCAAUGUUAAAGCCUACCAAAUAGACAACCCAACAUUUAGAUAUGCAGUAGCCAUCCUAGUCUUGAAUGUCUCUGAUGUCAACAAUAACAAGCCAGUCAUGAACAGUGCUCAGUACUCCGCCAGUGUCUCUGAAUUAGCUGCCAUAGGGACAACUAUAUUGACCAUUGCUGCCAGUGACUUAGACGAGGGUGACAAUGCAGCCUUCAAGUUUCUCAUGCAAGGAAAUACUGAUGGUGUCUUUGAUCUGGAGACACAACAAACAUUAGGAUAUAUUGUUUUGAAAAAAGUAUUGGACAGGGAGAUAACUCAGAGCUACAGUUUCCAGGUGUUUGCAAAAGAAACUAAAACGAAAGAACUCUUUGAAAGUGACCGCAGUGCAGUGACCAUCACAGUCCUUGAUGAGAAUGACAAUAGUCCAGUCUUCACUAAAAGCUCUUACAACUUUAAGAUUAACCGUACAGACACUGGCUUUGUUGGACAGGUGACAGCUACAGAUGCUGACGCCCUACACAAUGGAGAGGUGCUUUACUCUCUACUGCAAUCCUCAUUCUCAUCUGCGGUGACUAUAGAUGCUAGGACAGGAAGGAUAAGUCUGACCAGGCCACUUGUUUUCACUGAUGUUGGUACCUAUUCCAUAAUAGCCAAAGCUACAGACAACAGCACGGAAGAAAUCAAAAGACGUUCCUCUCUUGCUGAAGUAGUGAUACAAGUUCUGCCUGUCAAUGACCACGCACCCUCAUUUGUUGGUGGUCCCUAUGUUUUUAAUGUCCUGGAGACUGCAGUGGCAGGGACUCUAGUAGGACAAAUCUCAGCUGUAGAUGAUGAUAAGGAUUCUAUUAACUAUGCCAUCAGAUCAGGCAAUGAAAAUCAAGACAUGAGACUGGACAGUUCAACUGGUCAGUUGUAUCUGGUCAAACAAUAUGAUCUGGAUACUGGGGCUGCAGCAUACCUGAGUUUAGUUGUGACCGCCUCGGAUGGUACACACACCACGGUCAUGGAUGUACAGAUCGUCUUUGUUUUUGUGAAUGAGUUUGACCCAGUGUUUACAUCAAGUCCCAGUGCUAAUGUUCAGGAAAACUCUCCUUCAGGAACAACAAUCACAACAGUUUUAGCCACAGAUAGAGAUAAAGGUCAAGAUGGUCAAAUCACUUAUAGUUUGGUUCCAUUACCAGACAGUACGUUCUUCCUUAUUGGAGCCACAACUGGAGUAAUCACCCUUAACUGUAACAAGUGUUUGGAUUAUGCUACUAGAAGUGGCUAUGUUUUAGUAGUGAAGGCAGAAGAUGGAGGCAGCCCACCAAGACUAAGUCUCCAAUCUCUGACUAUAAAUGUUACUCAGACAACUUUCUCUGAGCCACGAUUCAAACAACAAUUGUACAACUUCCAGGUGGUAGAAAAUUCUGUCAAUUAUUUUCAGCUUGAUGCCAGUGACCUAGAUACACCAAGGUCACUUUUGGUGUUCACCAAUGCUGCUCCCAACAACCCAGCUGAUUCCCCAUUUUAUGCUAAUGUUUUUCCUAAUGGAACACUUCGAAUAUCUAGCCUUGAUGCUGAAAAGAUUUCCUCAAUGACAUUUGGAGCCUCAGUGACAGAUGGUGUUACUAAGGAUACUGCUGUCAUCAUUGUGAAUGUGACAGAUGUCAAUGAUAAUGAUCCAGUUCCAGUUCUACAGUCACCCAUCAGUGUCUUUGAGAAUGCUCAAUCUGGUCAGUCAGUCUCAGUUGUGAGUGCUACUGAUGCUGAUAUUUCCAAUGCUGGAUUCACUUUCUACAUAGAGACUGGCACAGAUGGAAAGUUUGAAAUCAAUUCCUCCACAGGAUUGAUCACAACGUCAGGCCAGUUUGACCGUCGAUUAAAAUCAUUCUACAAUUUCAGUGUCAAUGUCCUUGACCACGGGUCACCUCCUCGCUCAGCCUCCAAGUUUCUAGUGGUGAAUAUAGUAGACAGCAACACUGCCCCCAUAUUUGUGAAAGAUUUGACCUCCAGACAGGAAGUAGCUAGAUACAGUUUUAACAUUUCUGAAGACAGACCAGUGGGAACUAAGGUCGGCUCUCUUUAUGCUUAUGAUCCAGAUUUUGGCUCCUCUGGCCAACUAAAAUACUCCAUUUCAUUCCAAGAGCCCAUAAAUACAUUUGUGUUGGAUAGUACUGAUGGUCAGCUGACCUUAAACCGGAUUCUUAACUAUGAGAUAAAGAAUAACUAUAAUUUAAUUGUUAUGGUCAGUGACAAUUCAUAUGAGCCCAAAACGGCCACCUCCACUGUGAAUAUCAAUGUGGAUAAUGUGGUGGAGUCUCCAGAGUGGCCUCUGCCGCUGCCUGUCAUCUAUUUCACCCAGGCUACUCCCUGCGACCCACAGGUGGAGGCUUUGUCCCAGGAAGUGACCACCUUGUCCAUCCAUGGGGACGAAGGAGUUGAGUACAAACUACUGAACCACACAGACCAAUUCAGCAUCAACAGUACCACUGGCAAUCUACAAGUGACCACCACAUCGUUGUCAGAAGGGGAUUACAUUGUCGGUCUAACCGCUUGUGCUAAAGGUUCCUCGGUGUGCUCCAACGCAAGUCUGACUAUUAAGGUCAGCGUUAGCAGUGGUCUAACAUUCUGUCCAGCCUUUGUGACUCUGUUGGUCAAUGAGUCCUCCAGAGUGAACGAGUUGCUGCAUGACCUAAGUACCAAUAAAGGAGACACAGGCGUGCAGUACACCAUCACAAGUGGUAAUGCUGAAGGGAAAUUCAGGAUCAACUCAACUGAUGGCAAACUUUACAUCAAUGGCCUAUUAGACAGGGAGACAGCUAGUCAGUAUGUAUUGACAGUCUCUGCAUUGCGACUCUCAACUAAAGAGACAGCUAAUGCUCAGAUUAUAAUCUAUAUUUUGGAUUCACCUGAUACACCACCUAGAUUUCAGUUGCCUGUGUAUCUUGGAGAAAUCUCUGAAUCUGAAACUGUUGGGACUCCUGUAAAAUUGUCUGAAUCAUCGACACCUCUUAUUGUACAAGCUACAGAUGAAGAUCUGAAUACGAAACUUACAUAUUCCAUUGGUCCAGUCAAUGACACAUCACUUGGAAGUUUCAGUGUCAACCCAGACUCGGGUGCCAUCACUCUAGCCAAGUCUGUAGACUUUGACACUAUGGCUUCAAGUCUCAACCAAAUGUAUUCAUUCUUGGUUCUAGUUUCUGAUGGACUAUUUCAAGCCAGCACACAAGUUCACAUUAAAAUACUAGAUGCCAAUGACCACAGUCCAGUAUUCACUGACCUCUCAGAUCCUAUUCUAGUUACAGUAAUGGAGAACGAGGUAAUUUCCAAAAACAUUUUAUCAGUUGUUGCAACAGACACAGACUCCAUAGACUCUGGGAAACUGGAAUACAGUUUAACUCUAGUGUCCCCUUCAGGUCAAGGUAACCCAUUUAAAGUGGAUUCCACCACAGGAAACAUUGUACUAGAUCAUACUUUAGACAGAGAGGUAGUUGAUGAAUAUCUUCUCAACAUCACUGUGACAGAUGUAGCUGGACAUAAGACAGUCAAACAAGUCCGGAUCACAGUAGGAGAUGUGAAUGACAACGGGCCAUACUUUGUCAACACGACCUACUUAAUGAAUGUCACAGAGGGACCUGCUGGCAUUGGUUCAUCUCUAACACUGGAAGCUGUUGAUAAGGAUGAUGCUAGCAAUGCAGAAAUUCUGUAUUACAUUCUCUCGGGAAAUGAAGGGAAAUACUUUGACAUAAUGAAAAGUGAAAAUAAGGGUUUGCUACGAACUGUGAAAGUCUUUGAUAGGGAAGAGUUAAUAAGACAAGGAGUGGCUUCUCUAAGUGUACUUGUCAAAGCAGCCAAUUUGGACAAUAAUUGGAACUAUUUGAGUUCUAGUACCUGUACAGUGUUAGUGACUGUCUUAGAUGUCAAUGAUAACUCUCCAGUGUUCAAUGCCAACUCUUAUACUGGCAAAGUCCUGGAGUCUGUUACUUUCAACACACUCAUUCCAUUAACACCUUCACUGACUGUUACUGAUGCAGAUAGUGGUACUAAUGGCAAAGAAGGCAUUGUGUUCACAUUAAAACCAAGUCAAGACUCAUCAAACUUCAGGGUUGAUAGAACUACUGGGCUGAUAUAUUUCAAUGGAACACAUUUAGACAGAGAGACAAAAGACUUGUACAUCCUGGAGAUAGUUGCGACAGAUGAGUUGGGUCAAGGUCUCAAUGCCACAGCCAGUCUGAACAUAACCGUGUUAGAUGUGAACGAUGAGAUUCCAGAGUUCAACCAGACAGCGUACAGUCUAAGUGUCGUAGAGAAGUCUGCGGUGGACACCGUCGUUGGUCAAGUCUUUGCUAGAGAUAAAGACAGUGGGACUACAGUUUACUUUGUCAAGAGUUCCUUCCCUUUUGUAAUUACCCCCCUUGAUGGUAAAAUUCUAGUGGCUGGCAACUUGGACAGAAAAGUGUUGAAAACAUAUUGGUUGAAUGUGUCAGCCUGUGACGUCACUCUGCCCGAGAACGUGGGCUGUAACUUUGUGAAUGUCACCAUCACUGUCACAGACACUAAUGACCACUGUCCAGUAUGGAACACUAGCUCUUUAUAUUUGACUGUUACUGAACAAAGUCAGGCAACAACAGUUAUUGGUCAGUUGUUGGCUACAGAUGAGGAUGAGGAUAGUUAUGGCAGAGUGACCUAUUUUAUCAAUGACACAGCAUCCCAGACCAGCUUCAACGUGAAGCCCAAUGGUGAAGUUGUUCUGCUCCAAGCCUUAGAGAACAGUGGCGUUUUCAAGAUUCCUGUGUAUGCUCAAGAUGGUGGUGGAAACCAAAGCUGUAUCCAGAGAAAUGUGCUGGAGAUUCAAGUGACUGGGAAGAAUCGCUUCAGUCCAGUUCUUUGUUUCAACGGUACUUGUGGCAUGUCUACUGUUAAUAUUACUGUUCUGGACAAUGCAAAAGCAGGCUCUGUGAUUGGCUAUUUGACAUCAUAUGACAAUGACACACUCUUCAAUGGUGAAACACAUUAUCUCCUGUCAGACACUUCUUUUAUUUCUAUCAGUAAUGGAGGAUUUAUUACGCUUCAAAAAGAUAUCGCCAAGAAUGAGGUUCCAAAAGACCUGACACUCUGGGUGAUAGACCAUGGCAUUGUUCCCAGAAACUCAAGUACCACUCUCCGCAUAAGACUGGAAGCAUCUCUGACUGUCAGACCUGUGUUUAGUAACAACAGCUACUCUUUUAGUGCCCAAGAAAAUUCUGCUUUCUCUGCCAGAGUGAAUGUAACACAAACUGAUGGCAAGCCAAUCAGACUCUCACUCAUCACAGAGAAUGUACCAUUCGGCAUAAGUUCUAAUGGAACACUGUACAACACAAGUAACCUAGACAGAGAAAAACAAGACAAAUAUGAGUUUAUAAUUUCUGCUACAGUCACCAACAAGGAAGAUUUGUUUUCUUGGGCACUGGUGAAAGUUGAAGUGACAGAUGUCAAUGAUAACCCGCCUGUGUUUGAUGACAGUGAAAAAACAGUCACUGUGCCAGAGAAUACCAACCAGACCUUGACCCAACUACAUGCCACUGACCCUGACCUUGGACUUAACAACAAAGUCACAUAUAUUUUAUCUGAUCCUAAUUCAUUUCCAGAGUUUAGAAUUGAUGCUGGAACUGGAUUGUUAUCUCUGGUGGUCCCACUGGACAGAGAGACUGUACCGUCCUAUACACUGCAUAUUGUGGCACAAGAUGGAGGCACACCAAUGCUUAGUUCCACGGCCACUGUCACUGUUGUAGUUGCUGACCUUAAUGACAACGCUCCGAUAUUCACCCAGUCAGACUAUGUGUUCAACAUCAACGUAUUCAACACCAGCAGCCAAACACUGUAUGCAGUGAGUGCCACAGAUAAGGAUGAAGGAAUCAAUCAGAAAAUUGUCUACAAGCUUGAUGACACAACAGAAGACUCAGAUUAUUUCUAUGUGGACCCAUUAACUGGCCUACUUUCCAGUGUCCAAAAGUUGAUUCGAGCCCAUUACUACUUCAAAGUGAAAGCCUCAGAUCUUGGAUCACCCUCGAUGUUCACGUUGGCUAAUGUGACUGUGAAUGUACAAAGUAACGAGAUCAUCCCGACCUUGUCAGUUGUACCAGAGAGUGUCAUGCUGUACGUUGGCAUGUCACAGGGCUAUGUUCUGAAUGUUACACUCAAUGCAACAAAUACAGGAGUGUUACAAAUAGCAGGAGGCAAUGAGGAUCAAAUAUUUACACUCCAGAACAACAAGAUUUCUUUGUCACACAUUCUCUCGCAGCCUAAAGACUAUCUACUGGUUUUGGAAGCUUCCAACAGACCAAUAUCACAGCAUACUAGUACAGCGAAGCUACAAGUCUCAGUCAGAAGUGUCGAGUUUGAUCAAAUCAAUUACUUUGCAAAUGAGACAGAAAAUGACAAAAGUCUACCGAGGCUCAUCUGCCAGUUAGGAAGUCCAGCCAAGCAAAUAGCAGCUGUCAAAUAUACUCUCUACAAUUACAAUGAUCAGUUCAAACUAGAUGCUGGCAAUGGCCAACUUUUGGUUGUGCAAUCUUUAGACAGAGAAUCUCUCUCGGUGUAUGUACUGAAUGUCUCAGUCGGUAUUGUUGCCGAUGGUCAGUCGCAAGGUAGAAGAAAAAGAGAGGCACAAAAUUCAGCUGUUGGUUAUGCCAAAGUGAUUGUCCAAGUUGGGGAUGAGAAUGACAACAUUCCCACAUUUGGUUCUAGUCUGUACUUUAAUCUACCAGCCUCUAUAUCUGAUGGUGCUUUGAUUUCACAGAUUCAAGCGUUUGAUCCAGAUGAGGGGAUCAAUGGACUGCUGCAAUACAAAGUCACCAAAGGAAGCAGUGCAGCAUUUAGCCUUGACCUUCAAAGUGGACAAUUCAAGGUAAACAACUCUACAGUGCUAAGUACGCAGCAGAAGUGGGAGCUGCAAGUGAGCGCGACUGAUCAGAAUGGUGCAGGACAUACAGCUUUCACUGAUGUGACUAUCUAUGUACAGAAUAGCAGCUUGUACACUCUGCCUGCAUCCAUACCACUGUCUUUGUUUCAGUCCAACCAAAAGGAGAUUAUAAGAAGUCUGGGUGUUCUACUUGGCUAUACUGUUGUGUUCAAUCAAGCUGCAAAGAUCAAAGACAGCACCACUGCCAUCUCUUUUAGUGCCUUAGACCCAGUCUCUAACUCAACAGUGUCUACUGAUGAUAUUGGCAAAAAAGUCCAAGCAAGUUUGUCAGACAUUUCAGAUUUGUUCAACUCGUACUUAAAGUCUGCCAAAUCUGCCAGCAACAAAGACGAGGGAGCCUACACGACCACAUCUAUUGUCUUGAUUGUCAUUGGCUGCGUUAUGUUUGUGGUUUCCUUGUUUGCUAUCUUGGUGGCCUACUUGUUGUGGAAAAAACAGAAGCUGUAUGCACAGAAAGAAGAAAAUGCUGCCCGAGUGAGAGAAAAACUAGGUCAACAGAUGACCAUGACCCAUAAAGUCUCCAACGCCAGUUCUGAUCCUGAUGGACAUUUAGAAAUGCAGGAGUCCCCGCCGGAUGUCGAGGAGCAGGAGUCUAGGAUUGUCUUUGAGACUGAGUUUCAAUCUGAUGUCAGUACGGUAGCCUUGCGGAAACGUCUUGUGGACAUGAAGACACAACAAAUGCAGGCAUUGUUCCAGUCCAUCAGUGAGGAGGAUGAGGAACUCAACAAUUCACGAAGAGGGCAGUCAGCUGACCAGAACACUCAAAUAGAGCCGUCGAGAGUUAAUCAAGGAGCAGUGUCCUACGCAGAACAGCCUGCUAGUCAAGCGUCUUCAGUCCGGAGACAUAAUGACGUCAUUUCUGAAGAGGAUGAAGAUGUGUUUGUUGAUGAAAAAAGUAAACCCAACUUGCAUUCUGACAGUGAUGCAGUCCCUGAGUCCAGUUUACAAGUUUAUGAUCAAAUUAAAAACUUAGAUGACCAAGUCCCCUCCGUCGGUGGCUCAGUCAAUGACUCAGUGCCCUCACUACUGCCGAGCCAAGACAAGGAGAGACUAAGCAGUGGUGGUGUCGGCUCCAGUGACUCUAAUCACAGCCCUUCACGUGAAGAUGACAAAUCUGAUGAGGAUUCUUCCAGUCUGUCUUCACGAAGUGAUGGGGAUGACAAUUCUUAUGUGGAGGAAAUGACAAGUUUCUAAAGCAGACAUUUUUUAUUUAUUUAUUAUGACAUUGAGAUCAAAACAUCUACAUUUUACCUGUUCACUCAUCUAUUCACUCAUCUAUUCACUCAUCAAUUCACUCAUUCAUAUACAUUAUUACUUCACCAAAGCUUAUUACAGUAUGUCACUAACUCAAUGUCACUGACUCUGUCUGUAACUCUAUAAUCCACUACCUAUAAGUGACUAUUGCUGUAUAUAAUAAAUACAUUUCAAUGAGCCAUACUUUAAACUGAUAACAAAUUGAAUGGUGCCAUGAUAAUAAUUAUAAUUUUUCAUCACUUGGCUGGGUUUUUUUAAAAUCUGCCUUAAGAGUUCAUUACAUUUUCUAAGUUGUUCUAAUUAAUGUUUGCACAUUUCUGACGCAGAUAAUGAUGUUAUUUAGAGAAAAAAAGAAAGAUGCAACAUAUCAACAUAAAGCUUUGAGGAUUCAAAUAUAUUUAGGAGUCAUUAAUUAUUUUAUUUUAUUUUUAUCAACACUAAAAGAAUACAUUUAGUUUAAUUUUAAAUUUUAAAAAAUUCUUUGAUUCCAAAGCCAGUAUCUCAACAAGGUUAUUCUACAUUAAUGUUUUUAAUUUUUUUAUUUUGCAUUGUAGACUUUACAACUAACUAUGACUUCAAUAAUCAGUUAGCAUUGUUCAGUGCUUUACUUCACAAAAUUUUAUAAAUGAAUAUUUUAAUUGGGGUGAACUUUAAAAAAAGAAAAAAUUUGCUGGACAGAUUUCCUUUUUGUUUUUUAAUAAACAUUUUUUUAUAAAUCCUAAAAUAGUUUUUUAAUAUCCUAUUGGAGAACUUGAUCUCUUAGCAGAUGGUACAAAGUUGUUUUUUUAUUCUCAAAAACAAAUUCCUAGAUUAGAUUUUAUUCAAAGUUAAAUUUUUUUAUGGUUAAGAAUUAGGAUUUGGGGGGGGGGGGGGGGGGACAUUUAAAAAUAUGGUCAGUAAGGGGAUCAAACCCAUGAUAUUCACAUUAUUAGCAAUUAGCUAUAACCACCCAUACCAUUAAAUUCAGAUGUGAAAUUUCAGCUUGAAAUAAGUAACUUUUUUACUAUGAGAAAAAUUUGAGCUCAUGGAAGGACUCUUAUUUUGUUCUUAUGAUUGAAGUUUUGAUUUUGGCUGCAUGGCUACACUAAAUGUUGGCACAUUAAGCUAGAUUCUGCUAGAUAAAACUAGUCUAGUAGCAGCCUAUCAUGAAAAAUAUAACCUAACGUAAUUGGCAGGUGCAGUAUAAUCUUCUUGUGUGUGAAAACUGUGAUAGAAACAAUUUAUGGUAACUUUUACUAUUGAAUAAAAUAUUUUUUUAUAACAAAUUAUCAUUGAUGUGAACCAAAGUUUUUUGACUUGAUGUAUCUUAGUGUCUACUUGUACAAUAAUUUUGUAUUUAUUUAUUCAACAUUUGAUCAGAUCCACAUUUCAUAUUGUGCCACGCUUCUAUCUCUUCUACCAUGUAUGUGAUAUCAGUUUUUGGAUGCUACUUUUUGAAUCUGUAAGUCUAAUUUGAUAUCAAAUUAUUUGAUGUUUAUUAAAGUUUAAUUUACUUU